Messenger RNA from Neopsephotus bourkii (Bourke's parrot), 3944 nucleotides. It is a transcript of the gene KIF5C, whose product is annotated as kinesin family member 5C. Bases 107 to 2980 code for a protein of 957 amino acids. The record is from RefSeq and is a predicted model, not a curated record. NCBI's taxonomy places the organism in Eukaryota, Metazoa, Chordata, Aves, Psittaciformes, Psittacidae. Gene Ontology annotation, molecular function: microtubule binding; microtubule motor activity; ATP binding. The transcript is spliced from 26 exons. Gene Ontology annotation, biological process: microtubule-based movement.
GCUCGCCCCGCCCAGGCCCGCCCCGCCCGGUCGGCGGCAGCAGGGCGUCUGCGGCACCUGCCCGGCGGAGCGUUCGCUCCCUGUGGCCGGCGUCCGCCCCGCCGAGAUGGCGGAUCCCGCCGAGUGCAGCAUCAAGGUGAUGUGCCGGUUCCGGCCCCUCAACGAGGCGGAGAUCCUCCGGGGGGACAAAUUCAUCCCCAAAUUCAAGGGCGACGAGACGGUUGUUAUCGGGCAAGGGAAACCAUAUGUCUUUGAUAGAGUGUUACCUCCUAAUACAACCCAGGAGCAAGUUUAUAAUGCCUGUGCCAAGCAGAUUGUUAAAGAUGUUCUUGAAGGAUACAAUGGCACAAUCUUUGCUUAUGGGCAGACAUCAUCAGGAAAAACACAUACUAUGGAGGGAAAGCUGCACGACCCUCAGCUCAUGGGAAUUAUUCCAAGAAUUGCACAUGACAUCUUUGAUCACAUCUACUCCAUGGAUGAAAACCUGGAGUUUCAUAUAAAGGUUUCCUACUUUGAGAUAUAUUUGGACAAAAUAAGGGACCUACUUGAUGUGUCAAAGACAAACCUCGCUGUACAUGAAGAUAAAAACAGAGUCCCAUAUGUUAAGGGUUGUACAGAAAGAUUUGUAUCGAGUCCUGAAGAAGUUUUGGAUGUCAUUGAUGAAGGGAAGGCUAACCGUCAUGUAGCCGUUACAAAUAUGAAUGAACACAGCUCUAGGAGCCACAGUAUCUUCCUGAUUAAUAUUAAACAAGAGAAUGUGGAAACUGAGAAAAAACUCAGUGGAAAGCUCUACCUGGUAGACUUGGCUGGAAGUGAGAAGGUCAGCAAAACUGGAGCAGAGGGUGCUGUUCUUGAUGAAGCUAAAAAUAUCAAUAAGUCUUUGUCUGCUUUAGGCAAUGUGAUAUCUGCCUUGGCAGAAGGAACUAAAACCCAUGUUCCAUACCGAGACAGCAAAAUGACCCGAAUACUUCAGGAUUCCCUUGGUGGCAACUGCAGAACUACUAUUGUUAUAUGCUGUUCUCCUUCUGUGUUCAAUGAAGCAGAAACAAAGUCAACCCUGAUGUUUGGGCAGCGAGCUAAGACGAUCAAGAACACGGUCUCUGUGAAUCUGGAGCUAACUGCAGAGGAGUGGAAGAAAAAGUAUGAGAAGGAAAAAGACAAAAACAAGAGUUUAAAGAAUGUUAUCCAGCAUCUAGAGCUGGAGCUGAACAGGUGGAGAAAUGGAGAAGCUGUGCCUGAAGAUGAACAGAUCAGUGCAAAGGACCAGAAAAACCUAGAGCCUUGUGAUAACACCCCUAUCAUUGACAACAUCACACCAGUUGUUGCCAGCAUCUCGACAGAGGAGAAGCAGAAAUAUGAUGAUGAGAUUGCCAGUCUCUACAGACAGCUGGAUGAUAAGGAUGAUGAAAUCAACCAGCAGAGCCAGUUGGCUGAAAAGCUAAAGCAACAAAUGUUGGAUCAAGAGGAGCUUUUGGCCUCCACCAGGAGAGAUUAUGAGAAAAUUCAAGAGGAGCUGACCCGUCUUCAGAUUGAGAAUGAAGCAGCAAAAGAUGAAGUAAAAGAGGUCCUUCAAGCCCUGGAAGAAUUAGCUGUCAAUUAUGACCAGAAAUCCCAAGAAGUGGAGGAUAAAACAAGGGCCAAUGAGCAGCUGGCUGAUGAGCUGGCACAGAAGAGUAAUGCCCUGACAGCGACCCAGAGGGAACUGGGACAGUUGCAGGAGCUCAGUAACCAUCAGAAGAAAAGAGCUACAGAAAUCUUGAACUUGCUGCUUAAGGACCUGGGAGAGAUUGGAGGUAUCAUUGGUACUAACGACGUUAAAACAUUAGCAGAUGUGAAUGGGGUGAUUGAGGAGGAGUUCACCAUGGCACGACUUUACAUCAGCAAGAUGAAGUCUGAGGUGAAGUCUCUGGUGAACCGCAGCAAGCAGUUGGAGAGUGCCCAGAUAGACUCCAACAGGAAGAUGAAUGCCAGCGAGAGAGAGCUUGCAGCUUGCCAGCUGCUCAUUUCACAACAUGAAGCAAAGAUCAAGUCCCUGACAGACUACAUGCAAAAUAUGGAGCAGAAGAGAAGGCAACUGGAAGAGUCACAGGACUCUCUCAAUGAAGAGCUUGCCAAGUUGCGUGCUCAAGAAAAGAUGCAUGAAGUCAGUUUCAAGGAUAAGGAGAAAGAGCACCUGACCCGGCUUCAGGAUGCAGAGGAGAUGAAGAAGGCACUGGAGCAGCAGAUGGAGAGUCACAGGGAAGCCCACCAGAAGCAGCUGUCCAGGCUGAGGGAUGAAAUUGAAGAGAAGCAGAAAAUAAUUGAUGAAAUCAGAGAUAUGAAUCAGAAGCUUCAAUUGGAACAAGAGAAACUGAGUGCUGAUUAUGAUAAAUUAAAAACUGAGGACCAGGAAAGGGAAAUGAAACUGGAAAAGCUCAUACUGCUUAAUGAUAAAAGGGAACAAGCAAGAGAAGAUCUUAAGGGACUGGAGGAAACAGUGGCAAGAGAACUUCAGACUCUUCACAACCUUCGCAAACUGUUCGUCCAAGAUCUUACCACGCGCGUUAAAAAAAGUGUUGAACUCGAUAGCGAUGAUGGGGGUGGAAGUGCUGCGCAGAAGCAGAAAAUUUCCUUUCUUGAGAACAACCUGGAACAGCUUACAAAGGUUCACAAACAGUUGGUACGUGAUAAUGCAGAUCUUCGUUGUGAGCUUCCUAAGCUGGAAAAACGACUUAGAGCUACGGCAGAGAGAGUUAAGGCCCUGGAGAGCGCACUGAAGGAGGCCAAGGAGAAUGCCAUGCGAGACCGCAAGCGGUACCAGCAGGAGGUAGAUCGCAUUAAGGAAGCUGUGAGAGCCAAAAACAUGGCACGGAGAGCACACUCUGCUCAAAUUGCCAAGCCCAUCCGCCCUGGUCAUUACCCGGCGUCUUCUCCAACGGCUGUCCAUGCCAUCCGUGGGGGAGGAAUGUCAAACUCCACCUACUAUCACAACACCAAAUAGACGAGAAGUGAAUUCCACUUAGCAUGUUGAGGACUGUCAUUAAGUCACUAGUUUUUUUUCUCCCCUCUUCAAACCAGUCCAUGUCCUGUUCAUCCUGCGCUUCCUACAGCCAUCUGCACUGCACUGGUCCCAGGUAUUUUGAGCUUCAUAGGAUCUACACGUGUACAGAAGUGUCCAGCUCAACUCUUCUACAGAUACUUGUACAAUGUAUUUAACAUAACCAUCUAAGUAAUGAUAGGAAGUCUGCCACUCAGAAUUUCUCACUGACUGCGUUUGACCCCUUGGCGCUUGUUAGGUUGAGGCUUCUACACUCAGAUAGAUGCUUUUUCAAAGUCUUCUGUUGCGUCAGUAAAUCCUGACUUUUGGCAUCAAAGAAUUAACUAUUCAAAGACAAAGUGCCAUCAAAGGCAGGUGAUUGUGCUGUCAUGACUGAUUUACUGUAUAAUAUACAUAUUAUUUUAUAUUUUUAGGGGAUGAAAAUGUGCUGCUAUAUGAUUUAAUUUUACCGCUUACAUUUCCAGAAGUAAAUUUCCCCAAAGAACCAUUUGUAAUAUCCUGAUAAAAUCUUUGGACUGUAUAAAAUAACCUUUAUUGCAGUACCUGGUAAAGAUCAAAUGGGAUGCAGAGAAAUCUGUUAGUAUAGGUCUAGGUUUUGAAGUUUGGUAGUUACAUGAGUAUAUCUGUGUGACCUAUCUUGUAAUUAAGAUCAGAUCUGCUUGUAGUUCUCCCUACAGUGGUGGGGUUUCCUGGAGUGUAAUGGCUAGCCAUGUGUUUGUAAGCAUUGUUCUCUAUGAAAUUUUGAAGGCUUUCAGAAUGCUGUGGAAAUCUUGUCUUGGAAAAGUAGACAAGCAUCCCUCCACCCCCCUUUCCCCUUCCCACAUGCCUUCAGCAAGCCCUGAUCUGUUCACACCAGAAUUCAGAUACUGAUGAGUGAACAGUCCCCCACCAGAACAGAUGCUACCUU